Molecule: messenger RNA, 585 nt
Organism: Candidula unifasciata
Lineage: Eukaryota; Metazoa; Mollusca; Gastropoda; Stylommatophora; Geomitridae
Source: the annotation of a GenBank genome assembly
AUGUUAGGUGUAUUCAAGUAUCUAUUAGCUGGACUGUCCCGAAAGCAAGACUCAAACCACACUAUAGGUGUGGAGUUUGGAAGCAAAGUGGUCAAUGUUGGAGGAAAAGCAGUCAAACUACAAAUCUGGGACACAGCUGGGCAGGAGAGGUUCAGAUCAGUCACCAGAAGCUAUUACAGAGGUGCAGCAGGAGCAUUGCUGGUCUAUGAUAUUACCAGUCGUGAGACAUACAAUGCGUUGACCAACUGGCUGACAGAUGCUCGCACACUAGCCAGUCCAAACAUUGUCAUUGUACUUGUGGGGAACAAGAAGGAUUUGGAGGCAGAACGAGAGGUGACAUUUCUGGAAGCUAGCAGAUUUGCUCAAGAAAAUGAGCUGAUGUUCCUGGAAACAAGUGCCCUCACUGGAGAGAAUGUCGAAGAGACUUUUUUGAAAUGUGCUCGAUCAAUAUUGACAAAGAUUGAAUCUGGUGAACUAGACCCAGAAAGGAUGGGUUCAGGUAUACAGUACGGUGAUGCCUUGAGGAGAAUGCACCGGCAGGAGAAGCUACAACCUCGUGCGACAAGGAGUGACUGUCCGUGCUAA